AAGUGGGAGAGGAAGAAAAUGUUCACAUGCACUAAGAAGCGAAACGGUGUAGGCAAACUGUUUAAAACAUCUUUAGACACUCCUAUAUGUCUCGAUCUCAUUUCUUGGAGCACGGAAUCGUUCACCUUCAUCGAUAGAAAUGUCCAAAAAGCCUCAAAAGACCUAGCUGAGGGUAGUUCAGUUGGCGAGGGAAGCUAUUGGAGAGCGGUAUUUCUUUUAUUCCUCCUAUCGCUUGGUUGGACGUUAUGCUGUGGAUUCAUCUUGCUCAAAAUUCAUCCUCUUCUAUCUUUGUUCAGGUAUAUCGCAAAGCUAGAGCGUUGGAAACACGAGCUAGGUUCAUUGAUCACGUCAGGCGCCUUUGACAGCAACCGCAAUAUUCUCUUCUUGGCACAGUUACUGAAUGGCGAUCAGAAGAAUUUGGAACGUGCUGCUUCGGUUGUGGUUACUGAGUGGUGGCAUUUAAUGCCAUUUUACACUUUUGUGAAAGAUCCUACUGUUGCAUAUAAUGAAUUAGGUCCUCUCGCUCUGGAGUGCCGCGAACUGUUCAAGAAUACGGAAAAUUUUGAAGAUGGAGAAUUUGAUCCUUUUCUUUCCAUUUUGAGCAUGAAAGAUAUAUCAGUGUUACAGAACCUCAUAUCGAAUCCCUGGUUGUCCGUUCAUCUGAUCGACACGUUGUUGCACACAGAUUCAGAAUACGCCGUUUUUGUUUUCAGCUUGUGGGAGGUCGGUGCGGACUACUUGCUGCAUUGUGGGUCAGAGGGUCGACUGCGCCUGGAGAGUCACAUUGAAGCUAUGUAUAUCCAAGACGACGAGAUGGCUGAAAAUCUCAUGCGGAUUUGUGUAGAGCAGGAGCUAGACGACUCUAAAGCAUGCAUUGUAAACACCAUGACCUAUAGGUAUCUACGUGAUGGAGAAUGGAGCGCAGCUCUGUCUUGGGCGUUGCGAGGAGGACGUGGACCUGCUUUGGAUGCUACCGUCAAUAGGAUAGUAUGGCAUGCUGAUAAGAGCGAAAUAGCUUCGUUGAGCAUAUUGGAUCACAUGGCCGACUACGUGGCGGAACUCGGAUCACCAUCUCUUGCAUUCCUGUUUAAUUACUGUCGGUUCCAUAAAUCACUCAGUGCCGGUGAUGUGCGUUCUGAUGCACCAGUGAGUUUCGAGUCAUUUUUGUUUAUUGGCUGUCAUAGCUGGUUUCGUAAUAAUGAAUUUGCUAAAAUCUUUUCUGAAUUCAAAGCGGUAUCUCCUUCAAGAUACGAAAGAACAGAUAGUUCUCUAAACUUUCGAAUCAGUAACGUAAAUGACAGUAAACGCAAGUAA
Messenger RNA from Haemonchus placei, 1314 nucleotides. The record is from the annotation of a GenBank genome assembly. NCBI's taxonomy places the organism in Eukaryota, Metazoa, Nematoda, Chromadorea, Rhabditida, Trichostrongylidae.